UAUAUUAUUUCUUCAAUUCUGUUCUUCUCUCUCUACACAAUCCUAGAAUUGUUUCAGCUUUUGUCAUCUUUGUGAAGGCUUCUUAGGGUUUUCUUGAGUUCUUGGAUCUCCUCUUCAAUUCCAGUCAAUUACAGCACAAAUUAAACUAUCUAGUUUCUAGCUUCUUUCUAUUUUUACUACUCCUAACUUGUUACACAUGAAAACAAGAUUUUCAAUUCCUUAAUCCUACAACUUUCCAACUUCUUUUUUCCUUCUUUGAAAGUGAAUAUUUCAUCAAAAUAUGAGAACAGGAGGCUGCACAAUACAACAAGCUCUAACAACUGAAGCAGCAGCUGUUGUAAAACAAGCUGUGCAACUUGCUAAACGUCGCGGCCAUGCCCAAGUAACACCUCUCCAUGUAGCAAACACCAUGCUUUCUUCUUCAAAUGGUAUACUCAAAACAGCUUGUCUUCAAUCUCAUUCUCAUCCUCUCCAAUGCAAAGCCCUAGAGCUUUGCUUCAACGUCGCGCUCAAUCGCCUUCCUGCAUCGUCUUCUAGCCCCAUGUUAUUGGGCCAUGGCCAUCAUCAUCAAUCUCAAUAUCCUUCCAUUUCUAAUGCGCUUAUUGCUGCCUUCAAGCGAGCCCAAGCCCACCAAAGGCGAGGAUCGAUUGAGAAUCAACAGCAGCCUCUUUUAGCUGUGAAAAUAGAGCUUGAGCAACUUAUUAUUUCUAUAUUAGAUGAUCCUAGUGUGAGUAGGGUUAUGAGGGAAGCUGGUUUUUCUAGUCCUCAAGUCAAAAGCAAUGUGGAACAAGCUAUUUCUUUAGAGAUUUGCUCUCAAAGUCCUCCUCCUAAUUCAAGUAAAGAAAAUAGCCAAGUAGUAACAAGCAAUAAAGUAAUAAACCCUAUUGCUGUUAAAGAUGAGGAUGUGAUGAGUGUGGUGGAAAGUUUAAUGAACAAAAGAAAGAAAAGUAUUGUGAUAGUUGGUGAAUGUCUUGAUAGUUUAGAAGGUGUGAUUAAAGGGGUGAUGAAUAAAGUUGAUAAUAGAGAUGUACCUCAAGUUUUAAAAGAAGUUAAGUUCAUUAGUUUACCACUUUUAACUUUUGGUAAUAUCCAAAGAGAAGAAGUUGAACAAAGAAUAGGUGAGUUGACUUGUCUUGUUAAGAGUUUAGCAGCAAAAGGAGUUGUUUUGUACUUGGGUGAUCUUAAAUGGAUUGCUGAUUUUAGGGUUAAUAGUUGUGGUGGGCAAGGGAGAAUUAGCUACUAUUGUUCUGUGGAGCACAUGAUUAUGGAAAUUGGGAGAUUGGUAUGUAGUUUUGGGGAAAAUCAAAAAAUUUGGCUUGUGGGAAUUGCAACAUUUCAAACUUACAUGAGAUGCAAAAGUGGUAACAAUUCAUUGGAAUCUAUUUGGGGCUUGCAUCCUGUUACACUCCCUGGUGGCAGUUUGGGCCUCAGUCUUAAACCUGACAGUGAUACACAAAACAGUGCUUUUAACACUGAGUCUACGUUGUCAAGUCUACCUUCAUGGCUUAAAGAUCAUGAGAAGCAAAGAAAUAGUACUCCUAAAAAUGAUCAGAACUGUGUAUCGGUCAAAGAGCUACACAACAAGUGGAUAACAACAUGCAGUUCUAUACAUAAAGACACCAAAAGUUUGUCCUUUCCUUCUUCAGAUGCAAAUUUGGACCAUAAUUUGCCAUUUUGGGCUAAUAGGAAAACAUGUGAGACAAGUUUAAGAAUCUACAUUCCUGACCACAACAACGACAAAGGAAAUAAUGUUGCAUUAUCAUCAUCUAAUUCAAGUGAUGUUAUUAUGGAGAUGGAGUUAUGUGUUCCAAAGUUGAAGGAGUUCAAUUCUGAAAAUUUGAACAUUUUGUCCAAUGCAUUAGAGGAAAUAGUCCCAUGGCAAAAGGAAAUUAUUCAAGAAAUUGCUGCCACAAUAUUGCAAUGCAGGUCUGGAAUGAUUAGAAGAAAAGAGAAAAUUAUUGGUAGUGAAGCAAAAGAAGAAACUUGGUUAUUUUUCCAAGGUCCUGAUGUUGAAGCCAAGGAGAAAAUUGCUAGAGAAUUGGCAAAGAUUGUGUUUGGAUCAUAUUCUAAUUUUGUAUCAAUUCCCUUGAGCAGCUUUAAGGCAGAUUCAACAGAGGAUUUUAGGAACAAAAGGUCAAGAAAUGAACAAAGUUGGAGUUACAUUGACAAAUUUGCUCAAGCAGUAGUUUCUUCUAAUAAUUCUCAUUGUGUUUUCUACUUAGAGGAUAUUGAACAAGUGGAUUAUUUUUCCCAAAGGGGAAUCAAGAAAGCUAUUGAAAGAGGAAUUGUCACAAAUUCAAGUGGUGAAGAAUUGAGUCUAAAUGAUGCCAUUAUCAUUUUGAGCUGUGAGAAUUUUAGUUCUAAGUCAAGAGCUUCUUCUCCUACUGUGAAGCAGAAAUCAUCUGAAGAAACUACAACAAGCCCUUGUGUUUCUUUGGAUUUGAAUAUCUCCAUUGAUUAUGAUCAAGAAAGAGAUGAAGAUUUGUCCAAUAUUGAUGAUAUUUGGCUGCUUCAUAGUGUUGACAGAUGUAUUUUUUUCCAAAAUUCAAGAGCUGUAGAAGAAUAGAAUCUAGCUACCUAUUAUUAUGUGAUGAGAUGAGUUUCUUUAUUAAUUUCUUCAUUUUUACUUUAUUGGUUUCUUGUCUUUCAAAUAGGAGGUCAAAAGAGUUAUGACAACCUCUUUUUUCUGUACUAAAGUUUUGUAAAUAGAACUUCCAAAUAG
Nicotiana attenuata is the source of this 2722-nucleotide messenger RNA. Its product is annotated as protein SMAX1-LIKE 3-like. The record is from RefSeq and is a predicted model, not a curated record. The transcript is spliced from 3 exons. The coding region runs from base 281 to 2566 and encodes 761 amino acids. Lineage: Eukaryota; Viridiplantae; Streptophyta; Magnoliopsida; Solanales; Solanaceae.